Molecule: messenger RNA, 711 nt
Organism: Apodemus sylvaticus (European woodmouse)
Lineage: Eukaryota; Metazoa; Chordata; Mammalia; Rodentia; Muridae
Product: keratin-associated protein 10-12-like
Exons: 2
Coding region: 1-711 (236 amino acids)
Cellular component (GO): keratin filament
Source: RefSeq, a predicted model, not a curated record
AUGGCUGCCUCCACCAUGUCCAUCUGCUCCAGUGACCUGAGUUACGACAGCCGGGUCUGCCUGCCGGGUUCCUGUGAUUCUUGUACCGACUCUUCCUGGCAGGUAGACGACUGCCCAGAGAGCUGCUGUGAGCCCUGCUGCUGUGCCCCCAGUUGCUGCCACUGCUGCCAGUCCAGCUGCUGUGCCCCAGCCCCCUGCCUGACCCUCGUCUGCACCCCAGUGAGCUGUGUGUCCAGCCCCUGCUGCCAAUCCUCCUGCUGCACACCAUCAUGCUGCCAGCAGUCUAGCUGCCAGCCAGCUUGCUGCACCUGCUCCCCCUGCCAGCAGUCCUGCUGUGUGACCCUUUGCUGCAAGCCUGUCUGCUGCACCCCCAUCUGCUCUGGGUCAUGCUGCCAGCAGUCUAGCUGCCAGUCCUCCUGCUGCCAGCCCUCUUGCUGUGUGCCUGUCUGCUGCAAGCCUGUGUGCUGCACCCCCAUCUGCUCUGGCUCCUCCUCCUGCUGCCAGCACUCCUGCUGUGCUCCUGUGUGCUGCAAGCCUGUGUGCUGCAAGCCCUGCUCCAGUGUGUCCCUGCUGUGCCGCCCUGUGUGCAAACCUGCCUGCUGUGUGCCCACCUCCUCCUGCUGUGCCUCCUGCUGCCAGCCCAGCUGCUGUCGCCCAGCCUCUUGUGUGUCCCUGCUGUGCCGCCCUGCCUGCUCCAGACAGACCUGCUGA